Molecule: messenger RNA, 1292 nt
Organism: Chelonoidis abingdonii (Abingdon island giant tortoise)
Lineage: Eukaryota; Metazoa; Chordata; Testudines; Testudinidae
Source: RefSeq, a predicted model, not a curated record
AUGAAAUGGGAGAACAUAAUGGAAGUUAUUAGAAAUCAAGAGUUUUUACUACUGCCGGCUGAGGAACUACAUAAACUUCUUGCCAGUGAUGAUGUGAAUGUUCCUGAUGAAGAGACUAUUUUCCAUGCCUUAAUGAUGUGGGUUAAAUAUGACAUGCCGAGGAGAUGUAGUGACCUCAGUAUGCUGCUUGCCUAUAUCAGACUACCACUGCUUCCACCACAGAUAUUGGCUGACCUAGAAAAUCAUGCACUUUUUAAGGACGACUUGGAAUGUCAGAAGCUAAUUCUGGAAGCUAUGAAAUACCAUCUUUUACCAGAAAGAAGAACUCUGAUGCAAAGUCCAAGGACUAAACCUAGAAAAUCUACAGUUGGAACGCUGUAUGCUGUUGGAGGAAUGGACAACAACAAAGGUGCCACAACAAUAGAGAAGUAUGAUCUCAGGACAAAUAUAUGGAUCCAGGCUGGAGUGAUGAAUGGCAGGAGGCUGCAGUUUGGUGUGGCUGUCAUUGAUGACAAACUCUUUGUUAUUGGAGGCCGGGAUGGUUUAAAGACAUUAAACACUGUUGAAUGUUACAAUCCAAAAACUAAGGCUUGGACUGUCUUACCCCCAAUGUCAACACAUAGGCAUGGUUUAGGUGUUACAGUACUUGAAGGGCCUAUUUAUGCAGUGGGUGGCCAUGAUGGCUGGAGCUAUUUGAACACGGUUGAGAGGUGGGAUCCACAAAGUCAGCAGUGGACAUUUGUGGCAAGUAUGUCAAUUGCCAGAAGCACUGUUGGAGUGGCAGCAUUAAAUGGCAAGUUAUAUUCAGUGGGAGGUCGUGAUGGAAGUUCUUGUUUGAGUUCAAUGGAGUAUUAUGAUCCUCACACAAAUAAAUGGAAUAUGUGUGCUCCGAUGUGUAAGAGAAGAGGAGGUGUAGGUGUGGCCACAUGUGAUGGCUUUCUCUAUGCAGUUGGAGGCCAUGAUGCUCCUGCUUCUAACCACUGUUCCCGACUGCUGGACUAUGUAGAAAGAUAUGAUCCAAAAACUGAUACUUGGACAAUGGUGGCUCCAUUGAGUAUGCCUCGAGAUGCAGUUGGUGUCUGUCUUCUUGGUGAUAAAUUGUAUGCAGUGGGUGGAUAUGAUGGCCAAACAUACCUGAACACUAUGGAAGCAUAUGACCCUCAAACUAAUGAAUGGACGCUGAUGGCUUCCCUAAAUAUUGGAAGAGCUGGUGCCUGCAUCGUAGUCAUCAAGCAGCCGUGACUUUGUCAGCACUGCUUUGGAUUUUACUGACUGUGAAAUGUUUAUUUUUC